Molecule: messenger RNA, 1408 nt
Organism: Prorocentrum cordatum
Lineage: Eukaryota; Dinophyceae; Prorocentrales; Prorocentraceae
Source: the annotation of a GenBank genome assembly
UUUUUCGCCAGCAAGGCACGGGCUGCUCGCCGCUCCUUUCGCUUCGCCUUCAGGACCUGCGCUGCCCCGCCUCUCGAGCUCGAUGCUCGUUUUUUGUAAUUAUCCCGUAUUGUUUAGCGGUGGCACAUGGCGCCUCGAGACCAGUGUUCGUUUUUGUACCCGCAUCAGCGCCAGCGCGGCAAGGUCAGUUCUUAGGUGUGGCAUCCGCAGAGUCGCAUGCCACGGGCAUUCAUAUGCGCGGUCUUGGCGCUGGGGGGGAGAAGGCGAACCCGCGUGAGGAAGUCUGCGCUUGCUCGGCUCGCCGUGCAGGCCGACCAGCCUUCUCAGAGUGAGCAACGCAACGAACGGACGCUGUUGAGAGGGGAGGCGGCCGCAGAGGAGGAGAGGGACGGAGAGCCCCGCGCGCCCGCGGGCGAAGAGCAGCCCACGUACGGGCAGCCAUGGCCCGAUGUCAUGGGCCAUGCCGCGGGCGCCAGUGGUCGGAUGCCAUGGGCCGCCCCUGGGCCAUGCCGUGGGCGCCAUGGUCCGAUUGUCAUGGGCCAUGCCGUGGGCGCCAGUGGUCCGAUGUCAUGGGCCGCCCCUGGGCCAUACCGUGGGAGCCAGGCGUCAGAUGCCAUGGGCCACGCCUCCCUCCUGGCUGCAGAGCGCCCCACCGUCCUCGUCGCUGCCAGGCCGCCCGUGGCAAGGAGCCGCGGCGGGGCAGCACUCCAGAGACGGGCGUCGCUCACCCUUUGGGCUCUUGAGGUCCUCAGCACGCCGCCUCGCCGCAUGUGCAUGCUUUCUGAGCCACGCCCGAUCCAAGCAGCGCUGCGUCUGCCACGAUCAGAUUUUUGACGGCAGCACGGCGCUCCCCGCGCGCAGCGUGGCAUCUCACCAACACCACGUCAGGGUUUUCAGUCCUUUCUGUCACUACAGACCUAAGGACAAACAGAGAUCCCUGAUUCCUUCGUCCCUCGCUGCCAGCAGGGUUCGACAGUCCUUGGCAGACUGAAUGCAGAGGUUAGUGCUGAACUGCCCUCGUAAGGGCUAGGUGCGACUCUCUUUGUGGGUCUACCAGCGCUCAAUCUCCCGCUACUUCAUCUAGCUUCUUCUGGCCACUCUUCUGUUCUCGGCUGGGCCCGCUCCCGGUCAGCUUUUCCGCCGUCGCCCUCCGCCGAGGGCGCGAUCCUCUGGUGCCGCUAGCGAUGUGGGCCCACAGUGGAAAGGAGAGGCUGGUGAAAGGGUCAGGGUGAAUGAGUUUCACCAUGGCCUUGGACUUUUGGCCUCCGGAGGGCGCUCUCGGCCAGACCGCCGCCUCCCAGGGCGGACCUCUCCCCGAGCUCCGCUCUCUCGCAGCCUGCUGGUGAGCGUCACCUGCGAGUGCAGUCAACCCGCAUACGUAGUUUGGAGGGGCAAACUUCCCAAGGGC